Podospora bellae-mahoneyi is the source of this 1288-nucleotide messenger RNA. RefSeq lists its product as uncharacterized. The coding region runs from base 329 to 919 and encodes 196 amino acids. NCBI's taxonomy places the organism in Eukaryota, Fungi, Ascomycota, Sordariomycetes, Sordariales, Podosporaceae. The record is from RefSeq and is a predicted model, not a curated record. Gene Ontology annotation, cellular component: mitochondrial outer membrane. The transcript has 2 exons.
UCGAACACCAUUGAUUAUCAUCUGCUUCACCACCAUUCUGCCAAAGAUCAAUUGAUAUCUCCAACACACAUAUCUUAAAGUCCAACUCCCAUUAUCAUCAUCAUCACAUCAGGCCAUUCAACCAACGUUGUCCCGCAUCGACUGCAACUGCUUAGGUGGGGUGUUGCUUCCAAAGCGAGGUAUGUCGUCAUACCUAGGUUGGCGGCUUGCCCGUCUCAAUCCGUCCACAGCCUUUAUAACCACCACAACCCCGACUUUUCCAAACUAACAGCCGCUUCAGUGACUGCCAAAACAUCAAACCGGCGAUACCUCACAAAACACCGCCACAAUGACCACUUACAUACCCCAACUCACCCUCCCCGAGUCCAUCUUCUCCUCUUUCCCAGCCUCCAUCCUCCUCCCCAUAACCCUAGGCUCAGCAGUAGGAUGGUCAACAAGGCCAAAACAAGUGCCCCGAACCUACCUCUCCCUCAACCAACCCCCCCUCCGCCCACCCCCCCAAGUCUUCGGCCCAGUCUGGACCCUCCUCUACGGCCUAAUGGGCUACGCCUCCCACCGCGCCUACAGCAUCGGCACCUCCCCCCUCAACCUCCCGGGCAUAAUCUCGGCCGCCCGCCAAGGCACCACCCUCUACACGAUCCAGCUCGGCCUCAACCUCCUCUGGAUGCCUCUCUUCUUCGGCUGGAACCGUCCCAUCCUCGCCACCGCUGAUGUGCUUGCUCUGGUGGGAGUGAAUGGGUAUCUGGCCUGGCUGUGGGGGACAAAGGUUGAUGCGACGGCGGGGUGGUUGCUGGCGCCGUAUGUGGCUUGGCUGAGUUUUGCUACUUAUUUGAGCGCGGGGACGGGGUACUUGAACAAUUGGGAUUUGAGCGGGGCAUAUGAGAAGGCGGAUGGGGAGACGAAGAAGAAGAGGUCUUAGUUGGGGCGUUUGGGGACGAGGUGGUUUUUGUGGAAGGGGUGAGAAAUAUGGAUACACGCGAGGGUGAUUAGGAGCAAUGUGAGACGGCGGAGGUGGUGGCUGGGGCUGGAAUGAGGGAGGUAUGACGAUCUUUUAUGUGUAGUAUGCUCAUGGGACUUGUUUCUAACCCGGGUGGAGGAUGAUGCUGGCAAAGAUGUGGCUUAAGUGGGACUUGGGACAAGGUCAAAAGUGAGUGUGAGGAUGGCAUGGUUAUGUCAAAAGAGCGUAAAGAUUUGUAACGGCGGAACCAAUGGGUCAGAUAGAUCCCUUUGGGAGGGAUCAUUGAAAAUAUAAUUACAAAACGCCGUUUUAUGUAGACCAUUGACAUGC